Molecule: messenger RNA, 801 nt
Organism: Phaethon lepturus (White-tailed tropicbird)
Lineage: Eukaryota; Metazoa; Chordata; Aves; Phaethontiformes; Phaethontidae
Gene: GABBR1
Product: gamma-aminobutyric acid (GABA) B receptor, 1
Exons: 7
Biological process (GO): G protein-coupled receptor signaling pathway; gamma-aminobutyric acid signaling pathway
Cellular component (GO): G protein-coupled receptor heterodimeric complex; membrane
Molecular function (GO): G protein-coupled GABA receptor activity
Source: RefSeq, a predicted model, not a curated record
GUCUACAAGGAGAAGCUGUACGGAAAGAAGUACGUCUGGUUCCUCAUCGGCUGGGGCGCCGGCCACCGGGAGACAGGCGGCUUCCAGGAGGCUCCGCUGGCCUAUGAUGCCAUCUGGGCGCUGGCCCUGGCCCUCAACAAGACCUCAGCGGAGCUGGUCAAGAAGGGGUUGCGCCUGGAGGACUUCAACUACAACAACAAGAACAUCACCGACGAGAUCUAUCGGGCCCUCAACUCCUCCGCCUUUGAGGGCGUCUCGGGACAUGUUGUCUUUGACGCCAGCGGCUCCCGCAUGGCCUGGACACUCAUUGAGCAGCUGCAAGGAGGUGUCUACAAGAAGAUCGGCUACUACGACAGCACCAAGGACAACCUGUCCUGGUACAACAACGACAAGUGGAUCGGAGGUGCCCCUCCAGCCGACUACACCAAGGUCAUCACCACCUUCCGAUUCCUGUCCCAGAAGCUCUUCAUUUCCGUCUCGGUGCUGGCCUCGUUGGGCAUCCUCCUGGCCAUCAUCUGCCUGGCCUUCAACAUCUACAACGGGCACGUCCGGUACAUCCAGAACUCACAGCCGUACCUGAACAACAUGACGGCUGUGGGCUGCACGCUGGCGCUCGCUGCCGUCUUCCCCCUGGGACUCGACGGGUACCACAUCGGGCCGGGGCUUUUCCCUUUUGUCUGUCAGGCCCGGCUGUGGCUCCUGGGGCUGGGGUUCAGCCUGGCGUACGGCAGCAUGUUCACCAAGAUCUGGUGGGUCCACACCGUCUUCACCAAGAAGGAGGAGAAGAAGGAGAAGAGGAAG